Gastrolobium bilobum is the source of this 1186-nucleotide messenger RNA. Its product is annotated as protein IQ-DOMAIN 9. The coding region runs from base 55 to 966 and encodes 303 amino acids. Lineage: Eukaryota; Viridiplantae; Streptophyta; Magnoliopsida; Fabales; Fabaceae. The transcript is spliced from 6 exons. The record is from RefSeq and is a predicted model, not a curated record. Gene Ontology annotation, molecular function: protein binding.
AUACACCUUCUUCCCUGGGUUAUUUUAAUCUAAAGAAGGCACUACGCCACAAGAAUGGGUUCAGGUGAUUGGUUUAAGACAAUUAUUAGCUUAAGAAAAUCAAAAGAAGGCAGAUCCAAGAAAGCCAAGGGAUCUUUAGCUUCAGAGAAAGUAAGUGCAUUGAAGACUAAGAAUUAUACAGGAAAAGAGUCCAGUGGUUUAGCAAAUGGCAUUAAAAUUGAAAAUCUUGUGUCAGCUGGGGUAUCAGUUGAAACUAUUGCUGCAACAAGAAUUCAAACAGCAUUCCGGGCUUACAAGGCUAGAAAAUAUUUUUGUCGCUUGAAAGGAUUCACAAAACUGAAGAUCUUGACUCAAGGUUACUCAGUUCAAAAACAAGCCAGUACUGCUAUAGCUUAUCUUCAUUCAUGGAGCAAGAUACAGGCUGAGAUUAGAGCUCGCCGAAUAUGUAUGGUGACAGAAGACAGGAUCAGGAAGAAGAAACUAUAUUCUCAACUAAAACUUGAGGCAAAUCUCCAUGACCUGGAGGUGGAAUGGUGUGGUGGUUCUGAAACCAAGGAGGAAGUCAUUGCAAGGUUACAUCACAGAGAAGCAGCAGCAGUUAAGAGGGAAAGAGCCAUGGCAUAUGCCUUCUCUCAUCAGUGGAGGGCCAACUCUAGUGAGAGCCAAGGGCUAGGGAAUUAUGAACUUAGCAAAGCUAGUUGGCGUUGGAGCUGGAAGGACCGUUGGAUUGCUGCUCGCCCUUGGGAAAGCCGUGUCCCCAGUAUAACCAUUAGCCCCAAGAAAGCUCAAAAUAAAGUUCAGAAGGAUAAGAAUCCAUCAACACCAAAAGAACCAGUUUCAGUUAAACAUGCUUCAGCUAAUGCAAAAGGGUGUCAUCCUUUGGGUAAUGCAAAAGGGACUACAAAGGCUAGAAGAUUGUCUUACCCUGCAACAGAUAAAACGUUGGUGCAUGAAGGAAAGCAAUGAGUACUCAGGCGUUGAUGCUAAGAAGAAAAAAAAGCAUUUUUAUAAUCAAGUUCAAGCCUAUUGUCUAACAUCAGCUGAGUUAAAUUGCUUUUUAAGGGGUUACAGUGUGUAAAGUCAAGAUGAAAAGCUAUGUUUUUUAUUCACUGGACGCUUCCAAUUUGUGCAUAUGAAAGUAGUGAAAUUCAGUCACUUUGGUAAUAGAAACAAACCUUCAUGUGUG